GGCUCUUCCGGGUUGUCGUUGCCAAGGUGAUAGGUCAAAGUGCGGGCGCAGGUCGUGUUGUGUUUGGACCACAGUGUUGAAGCUUUAGCUGCCGGAUCUACAGGGAUGUGAUGGCUUUUCUGAGUCUGUUCAUGAGGAGGCAGCUACCGCAGGCCGUGUGCCUCAUCGCCCGGACUGUGAAGCUCGUCCGGGCUCCCUGCGCCGGAGCUCCGCUGAGGAGGAAGCUGCACGGCUCAACCCGGCUGCGGAUCGGGGAGAAGGGACCGUGGGCGAAGGGCCGGGUACCCGAGCAGCAGUACCAGCUUUCAGACCUCGACAAGGCGGAUGCUUUAGUAGGUUUACUCCUAGAGGAAAUUUGGAAAUAUUUUGAAGAAGUAGAGAGAUUUUUGUGUCACCCCAGAGCUACUUUUGGUUUUGGUUCUAGUUCUGUUAAAAACCAGUACAGACACUUUAUCACAAAAUUAAAUAAGAGCUUCAUUCAACAAAUAACUUUCCUCUUUUUCUUUCAGAUGCUGAGAAAAUCACAUGAGACAGGUAACACAACUAGACCAAUACGUUGUCUUUACAUUCUGAUUAAAUGAACCUUUUGGUUGAUGUUACAGAUGUUAUAUUGAACCUGAAUAAUCUAGAGAAGUUUUAUUUUCUCUUGACAAAACGCCUUUUUAAUCUGAACAAAGAGGUCACAUUACUUUAGAUCUUAACUCCAGAAAGCUACUUAACAGCUUUGUCACUUUUAAUUGGCUUUUGAAAUCAGUCUUGAAUCCAAAGGACAGGUGUUAAAUAAAUCUGUGUUGGAAUGUCAACAUCAUUUUUUAGGGGGGAUAUAGUUAAAGGGAGAUUCUGGCAUAAAAUUAAUUUAGGGUCAAACACACCGUAAAACCAAAUCAGACACCCCCUCGAGAGAUGAAUGUUGUCGACCGCUUGCUUCUCUAGUUACACCAACUUUAGUAAUGGCCGCAUGAAAGCAAUACACAGAGCCAUGUGCUCAACCAAAACGCCACUCUAUAGCCACAAAUAAUGCUCCGCACAGCACCUAACUUCAUCAACAGUACAUAUAGGGUCCCAGCCAUAGUACUAGCCACCAAACAUUUUCUUAACUUUGCCUAAUUUCUUUAGCAAAGACACUAAACACAACUCACCUACUCUCUUCCAGCAAGCGCUUGUCUGAAGGAGACCUCCAGGUGGGUCCAGGUCCGCAGCUCAAGGAAGAACAUUCAUGAUUAUUUCUUUAUCAUUUCCUUGAAGUAAAAAUCAUCAUUUUGCACUGCAGAUGCUGUAGUUCUUCUGCCUUAGCGUCUCGGUAUGAUUGUAUCAUAAAUGUUCUUCCUUGAGCUGCGUCACCCCGCUGCAGUCGAUGGACUCGCCUGGAGGUCUCCCUCUAACAAGCGGUUGCUGGAAGAGAGCAGGUGAGUUGUGUUUAGUCUCUUUGCUAAAGAAAUUAGGCAAAGUUAAGUAAAUGUUUGGUGGCUAGUACUAUGGCCAGGAUCCUAUAUGUACUGUUGAUGAAGUUAGGUGCUGUUCUGAGCAUUAUUUGUGGCUAUAGAGUGACAUUUGGUUGAGCGCAUGGCUCUCUGUAUUGCUAUCUGUGGUCAUUACUAAAGUUGGUAUAACUAGAGAAGCAAGCGGUUAGUAACAUUCAUCUCUUGAGGGGGUUUCUAACUCCGUAUUACAGUAUGUUUGAUACUAAAUUAAUUUUACGCCAGGAUAUCCCUUUAAGCACUGCAGCAAGGUCGACAAAUUGAAGAUCAUGUUGAUUAUUCAUUUGAGAUUAGUGCACUUCUCUGAAUCGACUACUCCCUCAAAAGAAGGGAUGAUUCUGGGGGAAAGAUUUCAAGAUACACCUCCAGUACCAUCACAUGGAACUUUUCUCUUAUGCAUGUCAACAGCAUGUCUGAUCCUGACUCUCUGCACAGACCUUCAUCCAGGCUGUUCAUUUCCACCUCUGACUGUUUUGCAGGUUUCCUCUCGUGGUUCAGGAACGGUCUGCUGGCGACCGGGAUCGGGGUGAUUGCGUUUGUCCAGAGUGAAGUUGGAAGAGAAGCCGGUUAUGGUAAAGACCUGACACUGUUUUGCCUGCAUCUGCACUACAAAUCAGACUGAGCUCUAUGGAAGUAAUUUACCAAACCAGAGUCCAUCAGUAGUGAAGUUGGUUGUUGUCCUUGAUUCCUUAAAACCGGCACAUUAUAGAGAAAUCAUUUUUAAAAUAAAGGAAUGUCCAUGAAACGACCAAAACCUACUCAAACUUUACUCAAGCUCUCUUUGUGCUAAGCCCUGCAAUAGAUUUUAUGAAAUGAAUAAUUGCUCAAGGACUUCUGCUGCAGACUGAAAUCAUCAUGAGCGGACAAAAGCCAAGAUCUGUGAGUCAGAACUAAAAUCAUGGUUACCUGAAAUACUGGCUUCAGGCGAUACAUUUUUAAUCACAUCUUUGAGUUUGAAAUCAAACUGAGCGGCCGUGUUGCAUUAUUGAGUUAUGCUGUUCACAUUAAUAUUUAGAAUUAAAGCAAAUUAAGCUUUUUCUUACAUAAAACACCUCUUGGAGAUCGAUUAGAGGUGCUUGACUGAAUAGUUGCUUUUCUUUGAAACUAAUUUACUAGUUUUGCAGAUGCAAGAUUCAGCUUCAUCUUUUUAUUUCAGAAGUACUUUCAUUUCAGAUUGAAAUACAGUAAGGUGGACUUCCAAAAUAAGAUCAUGUCAAUCUGUGUUUCUUCAGCCUUCUUCAUCCUGGGAGGUGUGUGCGUGUCAUUUGGCGGCGCCACAUACAUCGGCAGCCUCUUUGCCCUGCGGAGGAUGAUGCUGCUGUCUGUGCCGGCUCUGCUUCUCCAGAGCGCAGCAGUGGGCAGCGUCGCCCUCUUCUGGCUCUGUGCGGUAUCUCUCUAUAUCGGCCGCUUGGAGGUCGAGAUCAUCCAUGACGAGGAGGAGGGAGAGGAUGAGGAUGAAUGCCGGGAGUGCAGAGAGAGGCGAGAAAACAGAGGCUACCGUGACUCCCAUGACAGCAGACAAGACAGCGAGGACAGUGACAGAGGAAAGCCCAGCAAGUAGAGAGUGGAGGUGGAGAGUGCUUUUUUCAGGGUUUACUCUUAUUCUGUGUGAGUGUGUGUGUGUGUGUGUGUGUGUGUGUAUGAUUGUGAGAGCAAUCAGUCUACAUGCUCAUAUGUAGACCACGUGAGUUAAAAAUACAAACCUUUUAUCGUUUAUUUUGUACUAUAUUAAUAAAAGUUUAUUGUCAGACCUUUUGAAACACAGGUCAGAAACGCUGAAAUUUUGGUAAACGUUCACUUCUCGUGGACAAAUCUGCUUUUUCCUGUAAGAUAAAUUCAAAGCUGAUUUGCUUAACCAUUUCUUCUUCUGAUGGUGUAAUUUUUCUCACAUCCCACAGUCUCAGAAAAAGGAGAGAACAGUAAUCUUAAUUCUGUUGAAUUUUGGGGGAAUUCAUUGGCUUUUCAUGACCAGCUGCUGUUUGUCUUAUUUUGUUCAACAAAUUUAGAAUAAUCACAUGACUGUGAUUGAAUACUUGAAUUUUUCUUUGAAGUCUUGAAAACAACAAGCUGGUCGUGGAGUGCUGAGAGAUAAAAAAUCCACACACUAUGUUCAAGUAAGGGCUUAGUAUAUAUCUCGUUACAGAACUUAACAUGUGAACUCAUUUUUUUAUGUUUUGCACUUUUUUUUGUUUGAUUCAUUUUUGCAAGCUGACUUAAAAAGGGUAUUUUUCACAGCUCUUCCUGUGGUUAAAUAACUUUUUUUUUCUGUAAUGUUGAUAUAAAUAUACAGUCCCUACAUGUAAGUACUCAUCAUUUUACCUUUGAGUGAAUAUCAAGCCUGGUGGCUGCUGUUGAUCUGUUUUAAUGGGUGGUAGGUUUCUGAGUGGAAAUGGGGUUCACAUGUGUUUACACCUGUUGACACUUUCAAUGCAUACUUCUGUACAGAUGAAAAUAAAGCCAGAGGAAAUCUACUAAA
This is a messenger RNA of Xyrichtys novacula (pearly razorfish), 3954 nucleotides long. The record is from the annotation of a GenBank genome assembly. Lineage: Eukaryota; Metazoa; Chordata; Actinopteri; Labriformes; Labridae.